AUGUUUAUCGAACGCCGCCUUCUCCGUGGGGUGACUACUUAUUCUGCCGUUGUGGAGAGUGAGACUAAUUAUCUCCUCAAACUGACAUAUUUUGACGAGCGGACGAAAUUCUUUGCCCUCAUCCACGAAUCCCGGGCUGAGAUCGAAACUACUGUUGCAUAUCAUCUUGGUCUCGAGUCGUCAAAGCAAUGCCACGUUGAGGAAAUGGCACAGUGGAUACACGGCACUUUUAACGUUUGUGUCCCUGUUCGAAUUGAACCUUCUCAAGACCGGGUAAUUAUAAGGUUUACGCUGCCAUAUCGCAACGGAGAAAAAGUUUUCCCUGGGAACGCCGAUGAGAAAGUCCGUUGUGAAGCUGGGGCGUAUGCGUGGUUACAGCAGGAGUGUCCAUCUAUCCCAAUUCCGUAUUUACAUGGCUUCGGCUUAUCGAACGGUCUACAUUUUAGAUCUGUGAGAAAUUUUCCCUGGUUAUCUCGAUGGGCGCAGAAGCUCCGCCAGGCCCUGUUGUCGAUGUGGCACCGUCAGCAACCCUCCAACUAUAUCCCGACCCACGCCUUAACGCUUCCAAAUUCAAUUGGGUCAUAUUUGGUGAUGGAUUAUAUUGAAGAGUCAGAAGGACAAAUGCUGUCUGAAACAUGGGACGAGUAUCGGGAAGACAAAAAGCGUCUUACGAAUCUCUUCCAUGGGCUGUCAGGUCUAAUGCUACAAAUGAGUCGAAUCAAAUUGCCAAAAAUUGGAUCUUUUAUUAUCGAUGAUACCGGCUUUCUCAGGUUGGCGAAUCGACCACUUACCUCGAUGCUUCAAGAAUUAGAAAAUGCAGGGGUUCCAAUGCAUAUUGCGAGGGACCGCACCUUCACAAGUGUAAUUGCAUACGUCGCUGAUCUCCUCGCAUAUCAUGACAAUCAGCUUCGACAAAACGCAAAUGCUGUCAAGGGCUUAGGUGACUGUGUCAGUCAAAUAUGUGCGCUAACAAUCAUGAAAGCUGUAGCACCACAAUUUUAUAAUCAUGACUAUGACGCUGGUCCGUUUGUAUUCUCCUUGACUGAUCUACACCAGAGCAAUAUCUUUGUCGACAAAGACUGGAACGUAACCUAUAUAAUCGACCUGGAAUGGGCUGCUUCCCUUCCUGUUGAGUUCAUCCAGCUGCCGCACUGGUUGGCUGGCAAAGAGGUUGAUGGAAUCGAACCGGACCUUUACACCGCCUACCUUGAAGAAUAUGUGGGCAUUCUGAGAGAGGGCGAAAAGAAGGUGGACGAAGCUGAGAGUCAUCCAUUUAAGUUGUCUCACACUAUAGAUUCCGGAUGGAAGGUGGGCACAUUUUGGUUUAACCUCGCUCUGCGGAGUCCGCCUGCAAUGCAUUCACUGUUCUACAACAGGAUCCAACCUCAGUUCGCCUCGCAACACUUGAAGGAUCAGGAAUUUUAUAAGGUUGUCGCAUUCUACUGGUGUCGCGAAGCCAGUGCCUUCAUUCGGACAAAGUGCAAUGACAAAAAAAACUAUGAUAUCCGGCUUAAGGAGGCAUUUCAGAGCAACGAUUAGGUACAAAAACCCAUGUAUCCCAGUGCAGUCCAUCCAACAUUCAACUUCUGUUUCGCCUGCACGUUGAGCUGCAUUGUUUCAAAGGCCCCUCCCACAUCCAUACGACAUUUAGCUAUUCUCCCUUGAUUUAUCAUUAUUAUUUGCAGUGGUGCCUUGCUCCGCCUCCAUGUCGAGGAAUGUGUUCUGGAGGACUCUGUCUAAGACGUUCCGUGCCCUCUUU
Molecule: messenger RNA, 1759 nt
Organism: Histoplasma capsulatum G186AR
Lineage: Eukaryota; Fungi; Ascomycota; Eurotiomycetes; Onygenales; Ajellomycetaceae
Exons: 2
Coding region: 1-1539 (512 amino acids)
Source: RefSeq, a predicted model, not a curated record